AUGGUUGAAGAAACAAUUUUAGGUAAGUCUGGUGGGUUGCGUCCAUUGGAUAUGGUUAACCAGCCAGCCAUGUAUACAGAAAGGUAUAAAAUGGUUAAGAAACUCUUUUCCAUAUUGAAAAAAGUAAAUCCUAAUACCAAACAGGCUCUAGAGGGUUUAUCAGUGCAAUUGGAAUCAUUGGUUGCUAAAUUAUCAAGAUCCGGACAAAGUUACAGGUUCAAUAUGAGCGUUUUAAUAAGGGAUUUGUUAAAAUUCAAAGGAGAUCUUUUAGAUAUUAAAAUUGCUGGUAAAUUAUUAUAUGGAGAGAUUGAUGAAAAAUUCUUACCAAAAUCAAAAGUGGUGAAGGAAGUUAUAAAUAUAACGAAAGAUGAAGCGCUCAAAUUAUUAAACUCUGUUCUGGUACCAUCCGAAGUUUUGGUGAAAAAUAAUUAUAUAAUGGACAUUUAUUCAGACAAGAAAGAAUUCAAUGUAACAGGAUAUAUACCCUGUUCUAGGUGUAAUACUAAGUUUCAAAAAAAAGACAUUAUGAGGAAAACCAUCUGUAAAUACCAUCCUUUGAAGAAACAAAGGUCAGAUAAAGAUAGGGAAGAGAUAUAUCCUUGCUGUGGCAAAAGUUCCAGUUCCACUUGUGAACUUCGACUCGGGUGUAAGACUAGUGACAACCAUGUCUUCAGAUAUACAAAUUAUAAUGAACUCAGUACAAUAACUGAAUUCAACCAUACAAAAUAUGUAGAUGGAGAAAAGAAUGUACUGGCGUUAGAUUGUGAAAUGGCAUUCACCUCACUUGGAUACGAAAUGAUACGGUUAACAAUUGUUGAUUUCUUUACUUCACAAAUACUUUUUGACGAAAUUGUCCAACCGAUAGGUGACAUUAUUGAUUUGAAUACACAAUUUAGUGGAGUUCAUGAAAUUGACAGGUCAAAACAUUUAACAUACAACGAGGUUAUUUCUAAAGUUAUUAUUAAAGAAUUGAUUAAUAAAAAUAGUAUUCUGAUUGGUCAUGGUUUAGAAAAUGAUUUAAAUGUAUUACGGAUUAUUCAUGAUAAUAUAAUUGAUACGGCUAUUUUAUACUCAAAGGGUAGAUAUAAAACUUCGUUGAAAAAUCUUUCCUUCGAAGUGCUUAAUAGGACUAUACAAACUGGAGAGCAUGAUAGUUCAGAAGAUGCAAUAGCUGCUAUGGAUGUUCUCAAGAAGAAACUGGGCAUUCCAAUUGUUAAGAAAAACUGGGAACGAUCUUAA
Molecule: messenger RNA, 1239 nt
Organism: Tetrapisispora phaffii CBS 4417
Lineage: Eukaryota; Fungi; Ascomycota; Saccharomycetes; Saccharomycetales; Saccharomycetaceae
Gene: REX3
Product: RNA exonuclease
Exons: 1
Coding region: 1-1239 (412 amino acids)
Cellular component (GO): nucleus
Molecular function (GO): nucleic acid binding; exonuclease activity
Source: RefSeq, a predicted model, not a curated record